Spodoptera litura is the source of this 1838-nucleotide messenger RNA. Its product is annotated as tektin-3-like. Gene Ontology annotation, cellular component: microtubule cytoskeleton; nucleus. Gene Ontology annotation, biological process: cilium assembly; cilium movement involved in cell motility. NCBI's taxonomy places the organism in Eukaryota, Metazoa, Arthropoda, Insecta, Lepidoptera, Noctuidae. The record is from RefSeq and is a predicted model, not a curated record.
CAAACCUGUUUUGACAAUAAACAACUAAAUUGCACGAAAUACUAUAAAAAUGGGUCAACUCCUUAGUAACUGUUUGUUAUCAUAGCAACGGCAGAGUUUAGUCAAUAAUCACUUUUAAAGCGGCACACUCGCACGUGAAUUACAAAAGCUAGAAGAGAAUUCUAUAAAAUAUAAUCUAAAAGAAAUAAUAACAUCCACAUUUCCCCAAGACUCGGAAAUAUUGAAAACAUCAUCAAAGUUUUAGGAAAAAUAAAAAAACAUAAAACAAAAAUGACAACAGCAGAGAAAGGCGACUACCUCUCCUUCGGAGACAGAAACAACGGACUAUCAACAAUAAAAACUUGGCACGAACACAACCAACUAGUCUUAAAAGGCGACAUAAUACGAACGACUGACAAAAAUACUGCGAUCACCAAAAACAGCAUUAUAAAAGUCAACCACACAUCUUGCGAAGACUUCAGCGAUAGUACUGAUCAGCUAAAACAUAGAGCAAGACAUAUAAACUACUGGAAAGCUGAACUAGAAAGGGCUAUAAGAGAUAUGGACGCAGAAAUCAAUAUACUAGAAGCUCAAAGACAACAGCUAAAAAACGCAAUGGAUACUUUGAAAAUACCAGAAUACAUAAAUGAAGAAUGCUUAGAUUUAAGAAGAAUGCGAAUGCAAUCGGAUUUGAUUUACGAUGAACCGCAAGAAGAUUUGUUCACUGAGUCGGCUUUGAUAGAAAACGUUAAAAAAUUGCAUAGAGACUUGCUAAGGGACGUUGAGUACCAGCUGGAUAUGAAUGUGGCGUCCAAAACUUGGUUGGAAAGAGAUUGGAGUGACAAGCAAUUGGCCUUUAAAUAUGAAAGUGAAAAUGCUUACUUGGAAACCAAAGCUGUCAAUGUCAAAGAUUCUGCGGGCGCUACUCGACUUUCUGAAGGUCAAUCGAACGUACCAUCGUGGGAACAAUACACGAUAAACGCUUUAAACGAAUUCAAAAUAUCCAUCGACAAAUCAAAAGCUUUGCGAGCAAAAGUGGACGCCAUCCUAAUAAACACAUCGAGGGAUCUUCGUUCGCAAGACAUCAAAGUGAACAAGUCGUUAAGCGAAAGGAUCGCUCGAACGGAACAAGUAAAGACCGAACUAGAAAACCAGUUAAAGUUGACCCUCGAAAAGAUAGUUGAGACGGAGAACAUUCUAGAGAUGUUACAUGAAGAAAUGUUGAAGGUAUCGCAGAGAAUACAAGUGGCGCAAACAAGAUUGAACACUAAAAACUGUAGGCCUAACGUCGAGAAUUGCAGGGAAGGGUCUUUAGUAGCCUUAAUAGAAGAAGUAAGAGAUUUGAAUGACAGUAUGAGUCUGUUACAAAAGCGUUCGUUGGAGACUGAGAAAUUGAGGGCGGAGUUAAUACACGAACGGUCUAUUCUGGAGAAUGAGAUCAUUGUUAAGAAGAAGACGUUGCAUCUUGAUAAUGAGCGAUGUUUGUUCUUGAGAUCGCAUUACCAGUCUGCUGAGAAAAUGUGUGGUUUCUAAUUGUUUGGCACUUGAAGAAGGUUUUGUAGAUUUCAGAAUUAAGGCUUGUGAAACUACCCUCACAAUUAUCAUACUUAGCACCUUUAGACUUAAAAAUGCCUUAUCUAUUACAUUGGUUAUGUAGGAUUUUUUUAAAAACAAGAGUAGGUAUUGUAAAUUAAACUGUGAGCUAAAAUCUUCACAUAUGAUGAAUGUAAGAAAUAUAUAAUGCACGUGUGUUUAAAACAAAUGGAUUUUUAAUUGAAUGCGUUUAUCGCAAAACAAACUAUUGUCUAAAACUAAAGUUUGGAUAAAGUAAGUCCUACAACUAAUUGCCUGUUUAAGUU